UGUUGAAAUAGACACAAUAAAUCAGACAGACGCAGGAACGGCAACGAAGUGGUGCAAAACGAUUGUGAAUCACAAAAAUUAUCGCGCACCAGCGACUGUGAAAUCCAACAUCGAAACCAGCAGACUUGUGAAAAGAAAGCAAAAACAAGUAGCGCACACUUACAAAUAGACCGUGCGCGCUGCCGUAUCGGCCGAAUGUUUCUUCAAUCGUGCUAAUGCUGCAAUUCGCGCAAUCAAGUAUAGAAGUGCUCCAAAGUGGGCGCCACUGUUUGUGGUGCCGUAUGUUGCUGUGUGUUUGUGUGUGCUAAUUGCCAGAGCUUUAAUUGAAACCCCAACGCACCACACUUCACGUCGUUGUUGCUAGUGCCACUGGAAGGAAUGCUGCCCUUUUAAUUUGAAAGUAUAUACCGGUGUGGGUGUGUAUAUGCGUGUAUGUGUUUUUCGUAUUUAUCUAUAUAAAUAGUUCCGCUCGUUCGCUCUUGCGUGAUCGUGCGUGAACGUAAGAGUGGUGUGUGAAAGAUGAAAAUGUAAACGAAAGAAAACGAAGCUGACGUCGCAUCCUUUUCAAGUUGCUACAUAUAACACGCAAACUGUCGCGAAGUAAACGAAGUCACUUUCCAAAAUCGUCCUGAUCCUGUGCCUGCAAACUGUCUGUUGCUAACGCACGUGCACAUCACACAUAGAGGGCCGCUUCACCGUUGCAGCAGAUGUAUCCAGCCUAGUGCAGAAAACGGACAGUGCGCGCUGUGUACCAUCUCGUUUUACCCGGUACGUUAACCGAAUAACGUAAACCAAAGGCUUAUAUAUUACGUUACGUCUGUUAGCAAGUGACAGGCCCCUGGAGGGUGCGCCAGAGUUUUGGAAGCGUACACUGGAGUGGUAUCUCCGCCCCAGUCUGACAAUACAGUGCUACCCGCUAUGCUAGCACCGGGCAUUCGAGUUGCCCGCGGUCCCGACUGGAUCUGGCAUGAACAAGAUGACGGCGAAGGACACGUCGGGACACUUUGUGAAAUAGGACGCUUCGGAUCAACCCACUCGCCGGACAAGACGGUUGUUGUGAACUGGGAUUCGGGCCACCGGACAAACUACCGCGUCGGCUACCACAAGCAGUACGAUCUGAUCGUGAUCGACAAUGCACAAAUAGGCGUGAAACAUCCUAACGUGCUUUGCGACGGUUGCAGCAAGGCGGGCAUCACUGGUAUACGGUUCAGAUGUGCUGAAUGUCCGUACUACGAUCUGUGCGCUACUUGCUACGGUAAUGACUUGCAUGAUCUAGAGCAUCCCUUCAUCCGAUUCCAGACUGCCAACUCUCUCGGCAUCCUUCUGCCACCUAGGAAAGGUUCUACCAAAAUACAGUUAAAGGGCAUCUUCGCCGGUGCAAGAGUAACUCGUGGUCCUGACUGGGAAUGGAAUAAUCAAGACGGUGGUCCGGGCAAAUCUGGACGUGUUUUGGAAAUUCGUGGCUGGGAUAACGAAUCCUGCCGUAGUGUGGCGAGUGUAGCCUGGGCUUCCGGCUCAACCAACGUUUACCGGCUCGGGCAUAAAGGAAACGUAGAUCUGCGUUACGUGCAGCCGUCUAUCGGUGGAUUUUACUACAAAGAUCACAUGCCAGUAUUAGGACAACCAGAAGAACAGCAGCCGGUUUCGCCACCGGUGCGUUCGAACUUUUCCGUCGGCGACCGUGUUCAAGUAGCUAUCUCAGAGGAGCGCCUAAAGACGCUACAACAGGGUCAUGGCGGAUGGAAUCCGCGCAUGGCCGAAUAUCUGUCAAAAGUUGGCAUUGUGCAUAGGAUCACGGACAAAGGUGACAUUCGUGUGCAGUACGAGGGCUGUACUAACCGGUGGACCUUUCACCCUGCGGCAUUAGUAAAGAUUUUUAGUUUCAACGUCGGUGAUAUAGUUACCUUCAUUGCGGAUGCUGCCAAAAUGCAACAACUCCAAAAAGGCCAUGGCGAGUGGAUCGAAACGAUGCACAACGUUUUGGGCAAAUUGGGGAAGGUUCUCAAAAUCUACAGUGAUGGUGACUUGCGUGUGCAGCAAAUGGACGAAGAUAUGGCGUGGACUGUGAACCCAAUGUGCGUAAAGUUGUCGACUGCGGCGCAUGCUGCCGCGACUGAGCGCUCUAACAGUAUGCGAGAUUUAAGCAAUCAGCGUAUCAACGUACACCAUAUGGCGCCAUUGGCCGGGUUGGGUGGUCCUACGGCCCCCGAUCGAUUGGUACGCGAAGCUGCCCUGGGAAACCUUGAAUUCGUCCAAACCUUCCUUAACAUUAAUCCGGAAGCAGUGGACUGCGUAAGUGGAGGAAAAACCUGCCUGCAAGUUGCCGCCCAUCAGGGACACGUGGAGCUGGUGAAGUAUUUACUGAUGGCGGGUGCCAAUGUAAACGUUACGGACAAGGAAGGCGAUUCGACGUUGCACUAUGCGGCGUUCGGCAACCAACCGGAAAUCAUGCGUGUCCUACUACAGCAUAAUGCCAGCAUCGAUGAACUAAAUUCAGCACACUGCUCGGCACUGCACAUCUCCGCACAUAAAAAACCACCGCACUGUGUAAAGGUAUUGCUAGAAUUCGGUGCGAACGUAAACGUGCAGGACGCGUACGGUGAUACGGCACUGCACGAUGCGAUCGGCAAAGAAAACAUCGAAGUUGUGGAGAUGCUUUGUGGGUGUCCCACGCUUGAUCUUACUAUCCGUAACCACCGUGGGUUCAAUGUGUUGCAUCACGCAUCCCUCAAAGGUAAUGUGCACGCGACACGACAUAUCAUUCGGCUGGCACGUCAACUGAUGAAUGUUCGCAAGGAUGAUGGGUUUUCCGCGCUACAUCUUGCAGCCCUCAACGGUCACACGCGUAUCAUCGAGGUGCUGGUGCAGGAGGGUCAAGCAGAUAUCAACAUCCGGAACAACCGCAGCCAAACGCCAUUUCUGCUGGCGGUCUCCCAAGGCCAUACGGCUUCCAUUGAAAAGCUGGUUGAUCUUAGAUGUGAUGUACGAGCGCGCGACGAAGAUGGUGACAAUGCAAUGCAUCUGUGCAUCAUCAAGAAAGCGAACCUUGUACAAGACGUCUCACCGACGGAUGCACCAAAAAUCCACGACAUUUACCAAUCAUUGGCUGGCAUUGUUAUUGAACAUCGGCUUAUGUAUGCGUUGUUAUGCUUUCUCGCUAGCGAAGGUUGUCCGCUCGAUGUCAAUCACAAGGGUGCUCGCGUACUUGACUGGAUCGGGAGUCCACAGAUCAAGGAGAUAAUCGUCGAAUACGAGCGUACGCGGUUAGCUAGGGAAGCUGCUGCUGCCGCCGCGCCGAAUGGUCCCAUCAUCUCGGCCAGUCUCCAGGCAAACCCUUCCAGUGUAACAUCCUCCCGCAACCUCCCCAACCCCGAAGAGGACACACCGCCACAUCAGCAGUUAGUGUCCAACUUGGAAGCGAUGAACAUCGCAGGAUCCGCAGUUGAGUCAACAGCUGGCGGGAGAGUAGAAAAGCUAGCGGACGCUGCCGGCAGUGCAUCGCUUACGCUCGAGAACGGACUAGCGGGUGUUAGUGGACUGCAGAAUCCUGCAUCGUCCAUUCCAAGCAAUCCUCCAACUCCGGCACGACGAAAUAGGGGGCAUGGGGUUCGGGAUGCGAGUACCGCUGGUGCACUUGUCACACCACCCGCCGUUCUCGGUGCAGGCAUUCAUAGCGAUGAAACCGAAGCAAACUUGCUUCACCCGUUGGCUACGGCAACCUCCUCAUCAUCAACUUCCACCGUCUAUACCAGUCCUAGUACUGUCAUGCCGGUGGAUAGUCCCGCUCGGUACACGUCGCCUAACCGAGCCUUAUCGCCUGCAAUAGGCGACUCCCUGCCAGCAGCACCUACGCCUCCCCCGCACGGAUCAACCUCGCCGUCUUUGAGUUCUGGACCUAGCGUCGGUCCCUCGUCGAAGCAUAUCAGCCGGCGGCAAUUCGUGAUGGACAAGAACACCGCGCCUCCUAUGCCAACACCACCAGCAGCAACAAUUUCCAAUCUUCCUGCUGCUACCUCAUGCUCAGCUAGUCCUACGUCAGCAACAACAAUUGUACCACCGGUACCACCACCGCUCCCUAUUGCCGCACCCCACCUUCAACAAGUGCUGCCUCCGACUGAAGCACCACGCGAAUGUAUCGUGUGCAACGAAACGCUACAGCUGAUCGUAUUCGAUCCCUGCCAUCACCAGAUCGCGUGUGAGGAGUGCGGUUUGCGUAUGAAAAAGUGUCUCACCUGUGGGAUGCACAUCGAUCGUCGCACGACCGCUGCCGGAUGGCCGUUACAUGGUCCAAAGGAUGGCCGGCAUCCGUCGGCCGACCGGUUGCGGUACCUCGAGAGCAAAAUCAUCGAGAUCGAGGAAACGCAUUGCUGUAGUAUCUGCAUGGAACGUCGUCGAAAUAUAGCAUUCUUGUGCGGGCAUGGUUCCUGUUCAAAAUGUGGCGAAACUCUCAAGAUAUGCCACAUGUGCCGGAAGCCGAUUACGAAAAAGAUCAAUCUUUAUUAGGCCGUACGAUGUACCAACGACCGGGCUUCGACUACAGUUAGUGUAUAAAUCUAGAGUCAGAGCUAGAUGCGUAAGAGUGACGGGAAACAGUAGGAAUCUACAAUGGGAAACGGUGUUGUUUAUGCUGGAAACAGCGAGACAGACGGCCGCUGGGCUAAAAUCGUGGUAAAAGCAAGGAAACGCUGCAAAGGAGAGGUUUGUCUGUAAGUGUCCACUAUUUAUUUCAGCCCUACCUGAGCUCAUCUUGGUCGGCUUAGGUAGGGAUUAUUUGUUUCAUCCAAUUCCGCAACACAUCCCACAGUAGUCAUUUCGGUAGUGCUUUCUGCGUGAGUAAUUCGAGUAACAACACGCGCUAGGGGCAACGUGGCGAACGAUUGUCGAAUAUCGGCCACCCCAACAUUUUUUCCUAAAACCUAGUCCUAUUCGUAUUCUGUUUAGGGUGAGAUUGCGGGCGUUUAAGGUUUAGUUCCGUUCGCAGCCAAACGGCUGUGCGCGGUGUGUACAUGUAUUUUUUAAGUAUAUGUUAAGUAUAAUCGAUAAAGGUAUAUAGAAAAUGUUUAUAUCUGUGUGUACGACAAAUGUUGAACAAUAGAACAAUGGUUCCGAUAACGAAAGGAAAAUCACUGAUCCUAUGGCCUGUCCAUCUAUAUGUACCGUUAUGUCUCGUGUGCUGAUGCAAUCGUAUUGUUGCGUUCUCAUUAGUGAAUGACAUUUUUGUUGCAACUAUAGCUUAAUUUUAUUAUGCCUUUCAAUGGAAAUUCCGGAAAAAAACAAAAAAUGAUUACUAUCGUACUUUUACCAAUUUUGUUAAAAAACCAAAUCCAUUGUAGUUCGUCCCUUCGCUAAACAAUAUUUUCUAGCUGAAAUUGGGCGAUCAACCUUUUGCUUGCUGUAACAACUGCAUUGCACCAAAGGUACGCUACAGAAGCAGCAGCUGUUCUGCUAUUGAUAUUCAUGAAAAAGAUUAUGAAAAUGAUACACAUGUAUCAUAUACACAUAAACAAGCGGAGUGGCAACAAAGGUUCAUUUCGCUUUGUAAUUUCAAAAUAUACAUGCCGUUUCCACGUGUUAGGUGCAUUCAUUGUCAUAUGUAACCAGCGUUUUGGCUUCCUUUCGUCGUUGAAUGUAUCUAAUUUACGGGUAGUGAAUCUUGAAUGCUUUUAAAAUACAAUACAGUCCAGUUAAUUUAUUUUCCAUAAGACCGUUCAAUGCGUUCAAUAACAGAUCUUCAGAGGGGAGCAGGUUUGAUUUGUUUGAACGGGUUUUUGUUACGAUAUUUCCGAGUGUUUCUACCUUUUUACCAUAUGCGUCUUGCAGCACACGUUAUCAUCAGUUUGUAAAUGCGCACAUCGUAGGACACACGUUGCACUGCCUCAAGAACCAACAGAACCAAGGUUAAAUAGGGUUUCUUUUCCUGUAAUGCAAGGAAUAUUUUUUCCGCCUUUGGCCAUCGCGAUUAUAGAGUCAGAAUUAUAGAUGUUAAGUGGCGAGAUUAUAUUGAUUGUCACCGAGACAGAGACAAGUGAAUUUCACCCAACAAGGUGAGCAGCAAACCAGGUUAGUAAAUAUAUGUUGCAUUGUGUAAACUUGUGCAUGUCGUUUAUUGCAAUAUACAUACAGAUGCAUUAAAAAGAUAAAAUCGAA
Anopheles funestus (African malaria mosquito) is the source of this 6147-nucleotide messenger RNA. RefSeq names its product E3 ubiquitin-protein ligase MIB2 (gene mib2). The record is from RefSeq and is a predicted model, not a curated record. Gene Ontology annotation, cellular component: cytoplasm. Gene Ontology annotation, molecular function: ubiquitin-protein transferase activity; protein binding; zinc ion binding. Bases 919 to 4503 code for a protein of 1194 amino acids. Lineage: Eukaryota; Metazoa; Arthropoda; Insecta; Diptera; Culicidae. The transcript has 8 exons. Gene Ontology annotation, biological process: protein ubiquitination.